Molecule: messenger RNA, 4040 nt
Organism: Cololabis saira (Pacific saury)
Lineage: Eukaryota; Metazoa; Chordata; Actinopteri; Beloniformes; Belonidae
Product: histone-lysine N-methyltransferase 2A
Exons: 4
Coding region: 774-2825 (683 amino acids)
Biological process (GO): nervous system development; negative regulation of transcription by RNA polymerase II
Cellular component (GO): nucleus
Molecular function (GO): protein binding; RNA binding
Source: RefSeq, a predicted model, not a curated record
GGCAGCGAGAGAGAGACGGAGAGCAUAUUAGGCUUGGGGGAAGAAAAAAAAGUUAUAAAAUGUCCCUGUGUGUCCGAGGGACUGACUAAGAGAGAUGAGUGUAGACUGAAGUUGUAAGAGUGGGAUAGAAGGUGUGUGGCAGUUAGCAGGAAGGAGAAAGGAAGGGAGGAGAGGAGAGGAGAGGAGGGUGGGGGUUGGAGAGAUCAGGCAGGCUGGGGAGAGAAACAGCACGCUUAGAGGGAGAUACAGAGAGAGAGCAAAGAGGCGUUUAGAGUGUGAGAAGGAGGAGAGGCAGGAAUAGGAUGAAGGGAGGAAAAGACUGAGCAGUAGAGAGGAGGAAGAGACUUGCAGUGUCAAAACUGGAUAUUCUUACGUGCCUGUUUCCCUCUGAUCCAAUGAGUAAACUCUCAGAUACCUGCUACGGAAAGGCACCCGGCAAGAGAUCAGAGGAACCUUGUUGCUGAGGUUGGGAUAUCUGCUGGUGCUGUAGCCUGAAGUCGUGCUGUGAAGGUCCACUGUAGCACAAUCAAGAGCUGGAGAGUGGGCUGAUCCCCCUGGGAUGAUUAGAAUAUGAAUGACUGUCAGGUCCUGGACGUCUCCUCAGCCUGCACUAAGGUGUGUGGUGCUUCAGUACAAAAGCAUCAACAGUGAUCUGAUAGUGAUGCUGUGUACCAAUCUCCCCCUCUGUCUGCACCCCUCAUUCUCCCGUGAGGCCCAUGUGACCUAGCCAACACCCACACACAGGGGGCCCCCAUUGCUGCUGGAGCCCACCCAUGAAUCCCAGCCCUGACCGCAGCAAAGAGUGCCUCCCUCCAAAGAAGAGGGAGUCUCGACAAGGAUCCACAGAACACCACGUCCCUUUGGAUGAAUUUAAACCCCCCGUGCCGCUUCGGAGUCGGUCUAGCACUGGAAGAGGGGAGGGAGGGAGAGAAGCCAGUGACAGGGACAGAGUCCUCUCCAACCCAAACCUCCAUCCUCUACAUAGUCCACCUGUUCCUGCUCCAGCAACAGGCCUCCCAGUGCCCAUUCAAUGGCCUCUAGGCUACUCUCAGUCUGUUUCUCUACCCCUUUUCCCAGGGCAGGUCAGCGAAAGGAGGAGCUCAGGGUCUUCACCUUGGAGGGAAGAUGCUCUUGCCUCAACCUUACCUCAACACUCCAGGUGGCUUAGAGGGGAGAGUCCCCUCUCAUUGCCAUCCUCACCAUCUUCUUCCUCUUCUCCCUCCUUUAAGACUCCUUUCCCUGCCAGUUCUAGAGAGAUGUGGUCCUAUAUAAACAGUGGCCGACGGGACUACAGCUCCUCACUGUUUUCUCCUUCCUAUCUAUUUAGCCCUCCCUCUCUUUACCCCCAAGACCCAAACUUAAUUGAUUUGAGACCCAGAUACUUGAGCAAGAGGCCCAAUGGCUUGGAUGGGCCAGGCAGCAGGACUGCCUCAGCCUCUAGAACUUUGUUCACGGGAGAUUAUGGAAAUGACAGCAACCGAUCUAGGUUGAAUGCAAGUCCGCACAGCUCCCAUGCCAAUGGUGGACGGAGACAGCAGGAGGAUUUACUAUCCCGUGCCCACUCUGGAGGAGUAUUUUUGUCAGACUCACAAGCUCAGGAGAAUCCCGAGCCUCAUUCUUCACUGCAGGACAGACAUAUACGUGAAAAGGCCAGCUUCACUUUAAUCUCCGCCAGUUCCCAUCCCCUUGGACCAGAUCCCAAGACUGGCAGAGGUGGGCUUUCAGACUAUUUGGAGCCAACACAGACUGAGGCCCAAAUCUACUAUUCUUUGGGAUCCGUGCGUCAACCAAGCCCUCAGGCCCACCUCUACCCAAUCUCCAGCACCUCAGGACCACAUUCAUACAACCUGCAUAGGGAGCCAGGCCCCAGGCAGCACAAUCUGAGAAACUCACCACAUUUACCCCUUAGUUUGCCUAAUAUCCAUGAUAGGUCACAAAGUGUCCCAGAAAGGGACCAAGAAAGAGACAAGGUUCUACAAAGGGAGAGAGAACGAAAGAACGACAAAGACAAGCAACUACAACAGGACAAAGACAAUGAAAGAGACAGUGAGCGAGAGAGACAAAGUGAAAAAGAAAAAAGAAGAGAAUUAUCUCCUUCCCAUCUUCACACCUCUUCAUUGGUCCUUCAUCCAUCUCCCCCUGCACUCCUACCUCACUUCACCAAAGGGUCUCUGAUUGAACUGGCCAGUGGGCAGUUGAAGCGGGUGGAGGAACUGCGGACUGAGGACUUCCUGUGGAGUGCAGAUACAUCCCCAGAGUUCCACCUCAGUACCUGCACUGUCCUGCUUAUUUCCUCCAGCAGUACACAAGGCUUCAACAACCUGCAAGUCCACCUCACAGACCGAAACACUCAGGAGUUACUGAAGGUCUUGGUAGAGUACCCCUUCUUUGUGCAAGACCGGGGCUGGUCUUCUUGCUCUCCUCAGAGAACCACACAGCUGUAUGGUCUGCCUUGCCACCAGCUCACAGAGGGUGAUGUCUGCCUGGCCCUCACGCCCACACCCACCCAAACCCAUCGGACCCACAUCCGUACCAGCUCAAGAUCCCAACGCACACAGCUCCUCUCCAGGCCUGCAGCAGAGUCCAGCAGCUCGCACAGAGAGGAGAUGCCACCGCCUCCUCCUCCUCCCCCUCUUCCUCACCAACCGCCUCCUCCAGGGCCAGCUCCUCAGAGUGCGCCGGCAGCAGAGCCUCCUUUCAAAGAGCAGCAGCAGCAGCGUCCUCGCAAACGUCGUUGGUCUGCUCCGGACACCCUUCCCUCAACCGGAACUGAUGAAAACCUCUUGGAUUUACCUCGCGGCUCCAAGCUAAUGAAGUGGCAGUAGAAACUUGCACAUGCAUAAUUAUACACACAAAAGCACAUACACACCCUCCUUGUCUCUGUUGCACCUACCAAGACAAAUAAUGGAGAGACCUCAAGGUAGGGUUGCAGGGAAGGAAUUCAAAAUGAAACAGCAAACGUAAAUUGUAGUUGUUCCAUUUAAUCUACUCUGGUGUAAGUCCUGCUGAACCUUUCCUUCCCUUUCCUUCCUUUCCCUUCUCUUCUCUUCCCGUCCCUUCCCUUCUCUUCCCUUCCCUUCCCGGAGGAUCUCUGGAUGACUCCUUACAGACACACUGAAGAAAUUUAGUGAGACAAUCAAACACUUGUCUGUGUUCACUGUUUUUGUUAUGGUGUCCCACACACCUACUCAAUGAAAGUAUUUGCUGCAGGGUUCUCAAUCAGUGUUAUGAAAGUAAACGCUAUUGAAGAAGUGCAAAUAUGCGUAAAAAGAAAAAAUUGACUAUAUAUAUUAAAUUACAGGUGUUAUAUACAGUAAAUAUGCUACACAGAUUUAAUGCAAUCUCUGUCAAUCUUGCGAUGCAUUUUUGUUUUUUCUUUUGUUUUUUUUUUUAUUUCUUGCUUCUGAGCCGAUGCCUUCGUGUCGGCCUGAGCAGGCAAGGUGAAUGUAUAAGCAACUCUUCGCCUUUUUAUUCUCAUCACUGGGAGUCUUUUCAAGAAGUUCAUCAAGGCAUUACUCUCCAAUAUGUUUUUAACAUUAUCUCUGAGAAAGGGAGAACACUAAUGAAAACUGUGUAACAGACAAUCCCACCCACACAGGCAGUUCUGUGCUACAUCGCUCCAACACUCAUGGUGUUUUUCCAUUAAAAACUGAAUGAUGGAAAGAGUAAAACGUGCAGCAUGGCUGAAGAGUAAUGGUGCUACUAACACGUUGGAACAUGAUGCUUUGUGAAUACUCUUGACCCCUGUGUACUGUAUGCUUCUGGUCCCAUCUCAUUUUUUUAUGUACUGUAAAAGUUCGAAGGCAGGGAAAAUGAUGAAAGUAUUUUAAAUUCAGAUACGGGUAUAUCAUCUGAUUCAGCACUCUUUCUCACUUUAGUUUGUCUUUUUUUUAUUCUCAAUGAGAAAAUCUUACUUGUUGAUUUUUCUUUUUAAAUGUUACAGCUACAAAAAUGUAUAUUUUUAAAAAUUGUGAAUCUGUUAUAUGAUGUUCGCUAGAAAUAAAAGAGAAAAAAGCUUUAUAGAUUUAAUCACUGGUGUC